UUUUAAAGUUUUGUUUUAAGACAGAAACUAUUAGUGUGGCUGCUGGGAAUUUGGGAAUGGACCCCGGGGCUCACACAGGCCUGCAAGCAGCAGAGGAGCUCUCCUCAGAUGCGGCUUCUAAACAAGCCCUUUAACUGUCUUCACCUGUGUAGAAUUCUGAAGCUCCCUCUAUACAGAACUUUGGAAGCCCGGGGUAUAUAUAUUUGGGGUUACAUAGGUCUGAUUUGCAGGGACUUGCAGGAACGGGCUGAGACCUCCUUGCUAUACAUGAGUGUCUUGAGGUUCUAAGAGAAUACCCCCAAAUCAUCUUCUAGACCUGGACCAUUCUAGGACAGUGGUUCUCGACCUUCCUAACUCCAUCACCCCUUACUUAAUACGGUUCCUCGUGUUGUGGUGACCCCAACCAUACAAUUAUUUUCAUUGCUAUUUCAUAACUGUAAUUUUGCUGUUGCUGUUAUGAAUCAUAAUGUAAAUAUUCUCUUUAAAUGGAGGUUUGCCGAAGGGGUCUCGCCCACAGGUUGAGAACUGGUGCUCCAGAGAGUAAGGGGAUGCAGCUAAGAUUGUCAAACACCAGGAGGCCCCAGAUUCUGGGGGAGGGUGCACUGUAAUGGUACUUCUUGCCCUGAAACUGGCCGAUGGCCAGAAAACACAGAUAUACUGGAACAGCUGUGACUUGAACCCCCAAAGACAAGAGAGGAAAUGGACCCGAAGGGGUAGAGGUCAGUGGUGGAAGGCAUGUCAAGCGUACAUAACCCCGGGUUCGAACCUGAAAAAACAAAGGUGCCACUAACCACAUGUGGCUUCAGAGCCCUCCAGACGUGACCAGGGUCGAUGGAGAGAGAAACGGGCAGAGGAGCUUGUGAGCAGUGAAGGGUGCAGAAGUGUUAUAAACCAUCGCUCUUCGGAGAACCAGGCUUCCAGUCACAGCACAGCUGUACCCCCCCUCAUUCUCCGCGAAUUAGCCGUCCGUUCACUGGAACUCCUCAGCCUGACCCUGGUCCCUGCUAGUCCCUGCAGCCCACAGUUCCCCGGACCCGGCUCCCUUUCCCAGAACGCAGUAGUUUGAGCCCCUAGCCUGCGGUUCUCUCCUAGGCCCCAGCCUUUCCUGCCUUCGACUGAAACAGCAGCAUCUUCUAAGCCCUGGGGGCUUCCCCAGGCCCUAGCCCCGACCUAGAACCCGCCCGCUGCCUGCCACACUGCCGCUUCCUCUAUAAAGGGGCCCGGAGCACCAGCACCCAGGACCCCGCACAGCAGGUGAGCCUCUCCUGCCCUGUCUCCUUGGGCUUACCCCGGUAACAGGCAUCCCUCAGGAUCCUGCCUCUUCUCUUGAGCCACAGUCUUUUCUGUACAACCUGCCUGGAUCCCCCAGCCUUAUCUGGUCCUUGUGCCUUGUGGCUUUGAUUUUUGGUCUGUUCUCAUAGCGUCUAACUCGGCCUUGUCUCUCUCUCUCUCUCUCUCUCUCUCUCUCUCUCUCUCUCUCUCUGUCAUUGUCUCAUUCUUUGGUGGAGCUUUCCUCUUCCAGUCUGUCUUUCUCUCCUUAUCCCCACUCACUUCAGGGUUCCCCUGCCUGUCUGUCCCCUUUUCUGUCUGUCGCCCUGUCUCUCAGGGUGGCUGUCUCAGCUGGGAGGUAAGAUCUGUCUUCCGCUGUGUGCCCCGCCUCCCCUACACACAUACACACAUCCUCUCUCUCUCUCUCUCUCUCUCUCUCUCUCUCUCUCUCUCUCUCUCUCUCUCUCUGCAGGUUCUCCCCAUGACACCACUUGGACGUCUCCACCUCCUGAGGGUGCUUAGCACCCCUCCUGUCUUCCUCCUGGGGCUGCUGCUGGCCCUGCCUCUAGGGGCCCAGGGACUCUCUGGUGUUCGCUUCUCAGCUUCCAGGACAGCUCACCAGCCCCCUCAGAAGCACUUGACCCAUGGCCUCCUGAAACCUGCCGCUCACCUUGUUGGGUACCCCAGCAAACAGAAUUCACUGCUCUGGAGAGCAAACACGGACCGCGCCUUUCUCCGACAUGGCUUCUCUUUGAACAACAACUCUCUCCUGAUCCCCACCAGCGGCCUCUACUUUGUCUACUCCCAGGUGGUUUUCUCUGGAGAAAGCUGCUCCCCCAGGGCCAUUCCUACUCCCAUCUACCUGGCCCACGAGGUCCAGCUGUUUUCCUCCCAGUACCCCUUCCAUGUGCCUCUCCUCAGCGCACAGAAAUCUGUGUAUCCGGGGCUACAAGGACCGUGGGUACGCUCAAUGUACCAGGGGGCUGUGUUCCUGCUCAGUAAGGGGGACCAGCUGUCCACCCACACAGACGGCAUCUCCCACUUACACUUCAGCCCCAGCACCGUGUUUUUUGGAGCUUUUGCUCUGUAGAAUCUAGGGAAACUCAGGAACUGGAUUCCAGCACCUCUAUCCUGUUCAUCUUGAGGGUCACAUCCCCAGUCUCCAGCCUUCCCAACCAAAAUAGCCUGGAGCUUUCACGGGAGUCUGAAGCAUUUCAAGGCACCACGUCUCUCCCCCAGGGCCACUCCAGAUGCUCAGGGGGAGACUCAAGCCUGUCUAGAAGUUCCUGCACAGAGCAGGGUAUUUGUGGGUCUAGGCGGGGCAGAGACCUGGACAUGAAGGAGGGACAGACAUGGGGGGAGGUGUCUGGGGACGGGGGAGGUUGACUAUUUAUGAAGAGAAGGGUUAAGUUAUUUAUUUAUAGGGAAUAAAAAGAGGGGAGAGAUGGAAAGCCGUCGGGUGACAACUAGGUCCCAGACACAAAGGCGUCAGUUACCACAGAACAGGACUCAUCUGAGAGAGGGACGGUGACGGUGAGAGAAGUAGAUGUAGGUGACCAAGGGGUUUUAGAAGAAAGCCCGAGGCUCUAAAAGCCAACCACUGCCUGGCCACACAUCCACAGGGAGCCCCUGCACCAUCCGUGAAUCCCAAUAAACCUCUUUUCCCUGAAAUUCUGUCUGCUUGUGUCUGUCUUGGAUUGGGGGAGAAUGUUCCUGGUCUCUUUAAGGAGUGGAGCAGGGGACAGAGGCCUCAGUUGGAUCAUGGGAGUCCAGACAGAGCAAGGAGACAUAAAGGAGCAGGCAGCUCCCAGUAACAUGAUGGAUUCGUGGGAGUGAGGCAGGCUAAGUGCCGGAGGAGACCCAAAGGAUAAGGCUAGGGAGAUCAAUCCAAGGUUGGGGAGAGACGGAGGUUCUGGGAGAAGUGACUCCCCCAGAGGGUGGGAGAGUGUCCAGGACUGGGAGGGAAGGGGAGAGGAAUCCUUGGAAGACA
Rattus norvegicus (Norway rat) is the source of this 3259-nucleotide messenger RNA. The record is from RefSeq and is a predicted model, not a curated record. Lineage: Eukaryota; Metazoa; Chordata; Mammalia; Rodentia; Muridae.